CCUCACGGAACACAACUGCACUGUCAGAGCAUGGAGAAAAAUACUGACCGGUGUGAAUUGAAAACACUGCGAGUUCAAAUCAGCAAGAAUCACUGGCACGUCACGCCACUGUCAUGUCUCGGCUGUGUGUGAAUGGACCUUAAUUUAAUGCCGUCAAUGGUGAAGUUAGUCGUAGAUUCAAAUUUGACAGAUGGCGUUCUUAUAGCUAUUUUUACGCCUAGCUUCAAUUGAUUCACGUUUUGACAAAUUUAUUGGAUGGAAAUGUCGUCAUCCGAAUUUUUCUAUUUAUAAGGUAGCGCACGCGUAAUUUCCGUGGAAAUCGCCAUAUUUUUAUUUUAUUAUUGUAAUUGGGAAAGUCUUUGAUAUAAUUUUGACAUGGCAAAAACUCUAAACGGAGAAUGGAUUCACAGUGAUCUAUAGGUAAAAAAUGAAGCUCCGCUAAAGGUGUAGAAGAAAAAGAUAAUACAGGAUGGGUGCAUUUCUUGAAAAGCCAAAGACAGACAAAUUUCAAGAUUCUGGGGAAGGUAACGGCAUUCGCUAUGGGGUGGCCAGCAUGCAGGGAUGGCGCGUCGAAAUGGAGGAUGCCCACAUGGCCAAGACUAACCUGGGCGACGCGCUCAAGGACUGGUCUUACUUUGCUGUGUUCGAUGGACAUGCCGGAGCUAUGGUCUCUGCACACUGUGCCGAGCACUUGCUGGACACAAUCAUGGCCACAGAGGAGUUCCAGGAGGAUGUAAUGAAGGCCAUCCAUAAAGGAUUCCUAGAGCUAGACUCCAAGAUGCGUUCGCUGCCCGAAAUGACAUCUGGAGAGGACAAAAGCGGAACAACAGCUGUAUGCGCGUUCGUGUCGCCAAAGACUAUUUACAUAGCCAAUUGCGGUGAUUCCCGGGCUGUAUUGUGCAACAAGGGCCAGCCUGUCUUCAGCACGCAAGAUCAUAAACCUGGAUUGCCCACUGAAAGAGACAGGAUCGUGAAGGCUGGAGGGAGCGUCAUGAUACAGAGGGUAAACGGCAGCCUGGCCGUGAGUCGCGCUCUGGGCGACUUCGAGUACAAGAACGUGGAGGGCCGCGGCCCGUGCGAGCAGCUGGUGUCUCCAGAGCCAGAGAUCUUCGUUCGAGAGCGCGACGAGGAAGGCGACGAGUUCCUGGUCUUGGCCUGUGACGGCAUCUGGGACGUGAUGACCAACGAGGAGCUGUGCGCUUACAUCAGGAACCGUUUAACCGUUACCGACAGCCUAAAGGAGGUCACCGCUCAGGUGAUCGAUACCUGUCUGUACAAGGGAAGUCGAGAUAACAUGAGCAUUGUACUUGUGGUUUUCCCUGGUGCUCCAAAACCAACUAUGGAAGCCAUUCAAGCCGAAAAGAGACUGGAUGAAGAACUUGAAUCGCGCAUUUUUGACAUUGUAAGUUUCGAAGAUAAGGAGUUUGGAAAUGUCUUGCAAAUACUGCUGUCUUCAGAUAUACAAGGAUUACCACCGGCGGGACUUGCAUCAAAGCGCGCACUAAUCGAUAAGAUCUACAAAAACCUAUGUCCGGAUCAGGCAGAAACAGUAAGUCCAAGUUAUAUAUGCGAUAUAGAUUGACAGCCGACCUCAUUUCCAGUUUGCCAUAAUAAACGUUGACAAUAUGAUUGUUCAUUACUGAUACUCCCUUAUUUUGACGUUACGGGGAUGGCACAACAUACACACAAAAACUCAGCAAAACCGUAAUUUUAUCUUGAUUGUUCCCUUCCGUCAACACGUAUAUGCUAUCUCUCCCAGCCAGUAAAAUAAAAUAGUAUAGGUAAUGUAUUGGCGAUAUAUUUUUUCUUUUUGCUUGUCCAUAUUGAUAUUGUUGUGUAAGUUAUUGUGUGGAGUUGAUUACUUAUACUGUUUUAUUGACUGAAUCCAUGUUGUACAGCAGUUAUAUUUGUAUAUUGAAUAAAGCAGGAGUUUUUAAAAACGUUGUUUAUUUUUGGUUUUCGAGGUGUUGUAUUGCUUGGUGAGGUCAAACUAAUCGAGAGGAUUGUGCAUGUACAGAUAUUACCAUUGCCUCUGGCAUAUCUGCCUGGAGCAUACAAGGCGAUUUUUGUCAAGCUGAUAUGAGCUAUGUUUAAUUUUAAUGAUUAGCUUUCGAGAGAUAUAGAACUUUAAAUUGGAACAAAAAGAACGUUUAUUAUAAUAACAGAAAUGUAGCAAAAUUGUUGGGGGAAAUUGUGAGGGAGGAAACAUUUGGUGAAACUCAAGAAAAUGGGUCAUGUCAAGAAAAAAAUGCUUAAUCUAUUUUCUAUUAAUGAAAAAUGCAUGAAAUUAUUAUUUUUCAUACAAAUAUUGCUAACAGAUUCCAACUCUGUUCCCUUUUUUGACCGUAAAAUAUAAAUAAACAUUUGAAUUGGAUAGAAAAACCGGUAAAAAUGAAGCAAAAGCUAGUCUGUUGCAUCGCGCAUUUUUAGUAGUAUAAACGUACAAAUUAAAUUAAAAUGGCAACAUUGUUUCAGCGAACUGCAUGUUUGAAUAAAUUCAGGUAGAUCGGUUUUGUAGCCGAAAUUCAACAUUUUUCAGCUAGACUCAGAUCAGUAAAACUCGCCAUGUAUGAUGCUAUAAAAUUUUCAACAAAGUAACAGCAUUUUGCUUCUGCACUCACCAUUGAUAAUUAGGUAUCUUCAUUAGUAAAACUAUUUGGAGAGACUGUUUCCAAAAAAUCUUUAAGGGCCGUAUCGUCAGUCGUGGCUCCCUUGGUUCUCAUAGUGUUCUACUCUUCCGUGUCAGCGCUCUAUUUUGAGGUUAUAUUACAUAUAUCUAUUUACAUCAAAUUGUUCAUAUUUUUGAUUUAUAUCAUCUGUUAUAUAGCCUGAAAUUUUCUACAAUUCAAAAAGAAAACAUUGAUAAUAUGGGGUUGUCCAAAAGGGACGCAGUAAAGUAAACGCAUAUUAAAACAAGAAAGAUUGAUAUUCAAAUCAAGUUGGGUACUUUAUUUUGAAGGUUCAUUUAUACCAUUUAUGUAUGAAAAAUA
Acanthoscelides obtectus is the source of this 2990-nucleotide messenger RNA. The record is from the annotation of a GenBank genome assembly. Lineage: Eukaryota; Metazoa; Arthropoda; Insecta; Coleoptera; Chrysomelidae.